UUCUUUUCCUCCAUACCUUCUCAUUCUUUAGUGAUCCAAAGAUGGUCUGUCUUCUGAGGAUUCCUGACAUUCCUAAAUUCCCCAGGCUCAGGUACCCUCCUGGACCAGAGGAGAGUGGCUUGUACCUUGUUUCUCCCCUCCCCCAGAUUUGCUGGUAGAGGGCAUUGGGCCACUCCUAUACUUGAGUCACAGCAGAGCGCUAGGCGGGUCUGCUCAGAGCUGGAGCUGUUUCUGCUAAAAGCUGAGAGCCAAGCUGGGCUGCUUAAUCCGAUUACCUGAGGCCUGGGGCUUGGGCUGGGCUUGGGCAGAGUAGAGAACAGGGUAUCCUCAUGCCAGCCUCUGGAACCCCAGUGUCCAGCUGCCAUUCCUUGUCAUUGUUCUGGUCUGGCUCCAAGCAUUUUCUCCAGCAUCCACAUCACAGACCUCAGCUCUGGGGAAUUGUCCUGGGUUUCCUAUUUCCCCACUCCUGACUUGUAGGUUGGGAGAUAAAACAUGGCUUAAUUCAAUGGCUGUGGAGAAAUCUAAGGUUUGGAAGCUGGAGUUGGGAGGGCUUACAUUUUUCUCACCUGGGGAAAGGGGUUGAAUCAACUCCCAAGCACCUGCUGGAAUGACUCAGGAAACAAAAAUGGCCUACCUCCCUCAGCCUGACUUUCUUGCCCCAGGGCCAGGUCGGGGUUUGAGGAGCUAUUGUCACCAUUGAGGGAGUUGGGGUGGGAGGUGGAUGUUCCAAGUUCCUCCCAGAACAACUGACCCUGAGGGCAUUUGAUCCUUAGAUGGAAAGGAAUUGGCUUUAAAUUGCCAAAGUUUAAGAAGGGAGGAGAGACAUCCUAGCAACUGGGGCUGGAAGGCUUGACAUCUAGGUCUUGGGUGGGGAGAGGGUGUGGUACCCUGAGGGGGAAUGUUGGGGGCCAAGACACAGGACACCUGGGUUUGCCUAAGGGGGAGGAGGUUGUGUUGGCGCCCUUAAGGAAGCAGAGUCUUGUGGGAGGGACUGAGGAGUCAGCCUUUAAAAGUUAUUCCCGGUCUGGUACGCCAGCUACAGACGUUGAUCCCAGGUGGGAGAAGUCUGUGGCGUCUGCCUGGCAGCUGCGGAGACAACGGUUUACCGCCACCACUAAAGGUCGGUCCGGUGGCACCUGUGGGUAGGGAGAGAGGGAUGGGGGUCUGCUAGUUGGUAGACCUCAAGGCAAGAAGAUAAGGAGAACACAACCUCUCCAGCACUGGGCACCAGACGCAUUGGAUUUUACUAUUUGAUUGUCUCCAAAGUGUGCCCAAUUAGUUGGAAGCAAAGGCUCUGUUUUACAGUCUGGACUUGGGGAUGAUAGAUACUUUUUAAAGACGUUGAGUUCCUCCGCAACGACUCCAGACUGGGAAGACACUUGCAUUUUCAGGGUUGCUGCUUCAUUUUGAGGGGAGGGCAUUCAGAACGCCCUCUUAAAACUUACUCCACCCCAUGGCGCUAGCCGGCUCCUCAGAGGACCAGGCUUGGAGUGUGGAGGCCCUGGCUUCCACGGCCACUGCCUCCUCGUCUUCGGGACCCCAGCAGCCGGAGGACGCUGGAAGCCCCAUGGUCCCCGGGGGACUCCCCCUGGAGAAGGUGAAACGACCCAUGAACGCAUUCAUGGUAUGGAGCUCCGCCCAGCGCCGCCAGAUGGCGCAGCAGAACCCCAAGAUGCACAACUCAGAGAUCUCCAAGCGCCUGGGCGCGCAGUGGAAGCUGCUGGGCGAGGACGAGAAGCGGCCCUUCGUGGAGGAGGCCAAGAGGCUCCGUGCACGGCACCUGCGCGACUAUCCCGACUACAAGUACCGACCUCGACGCAAGGCCAAGAGCUCGUGCGCUGGAACUCCCCACUUCAGCCAGGGAAGAGGUAGUCUGGCCAGCAGCGGCCCCCUCUGGGGGCCGGUGUACGCGACCAUGCAAGCUAGCAGAGGCUUCGGAUACAGACCACCCAACUACCCGACAGCCUACCUGCCCGGCAACUACGGCUCUUCCCACUGUAAACCUGAGGCCCCGUCAUCGACAUGCUCCCUCUCUCAGAGUGACCCUAAGCUCCAGGGGGAGCUGCUUCCUCCCUAUAACCCCUACCUGCCCCCAGGCUCUCCCACUAUGUGCAACCCUCCCCUCUCUGGUGCCCCCAUGCCCCUAACACACCUCUAACCCUCACAGACACA
Molecule: messenger RNA, 2172 nt
Organism: Nycticebus coucang (slow loris)
Lineage: Eukaryota; Metazoa; Chordata; Mammalia; Primates; Lorisidae
Gene: SOX15
Product: SRY-box transcription factor 15
Exons: 2
Coding region: 1454-2158 (234 amino acids)
Biological process (GO): cell differentiation; negative regulation of transcription by RNA polymerase II; anatomical structure morphogenesis
Molecular function (GO): DNA-binding transcription factor activity, RNA polymerase II-specific; RNA polymerase II cis-regulatory region sequence-specific DNA binding
Source: RefSeq, a predicted model, not a curated record